AUGCCCCUGGGCGGCUGCCCAUGUCGCCUCUGUGUCUAUGGCGUGCAGCUCACCAUCUGCAUUGUUUGUGAUACCGGGAGCACGUCAGCUGGUGGUCUCUUCACAGAGAGCUACUGUAACAUCUGCAAUGCUCAACUCAUCUCAGAGUCUCAACGCAAGGCACACUACGAGAGUAAGAAACAUGCUAACAAGGUCCGUCUCUUCUACAUGCUUCACCCUGAGGACGGAGGACCUCCCUCCAAGAGACUGAGACCUGACAACGCUGAUAGUGAGGAGACAGCUGUGGAUGAUAACAAUUGUUGUAGUCUGUGUAACAUGUUCUUUACCUCAGCCAUAGUGGCCCAGUCCCACUACCAGGGAAAGACUCAUGCUAAGAGCGUCAAACGAGUGUUGGGCUCCUCACCUACUAUUUCUACUACCCCUCCCACAGACUCCUCCCCCAGUUCAUCCGACACGCACCCUCUGCCAAUCCUGCCUCCCCCAGCCCCUCCCAUUACCUGGCUAGUGACCAAUGGCAACACAGCGUGUAGGUCGUGCUUCCUGUGUGGGGCAUGGUUCAACAACCCAGCGAUGGCCCAGCAGCACAACGAGGGGAAGAAGCACCGGCGGAACGCAGCCAGGAGACAACUACUGGAACAACUAGCUGAUAACCUGGACAGCAACCAGAACACAGGUUAG
Messenger RNA from Oncorhynchus masou masou (cherry salmon), 678 nucleotides. Its product is annotated as zinc finger matrin-type protein 4-like. Gene Ontology annotation, molecular function: nucleic acid binding; zinc ion binding. Bases 1 to 678 code for a protein of 225 amino acids. The transcript is spliced from 6 exons. The record is from RefSeq and is a predicted model, not a curated record. NCBI's taxonomy places the organism in Eukaryota, Metazoa, Chordata, Actinopteri, Salmoniformes, Salmonidae.